CUGCCGCUGCCACUACCGCCGCCGCGCUCCUCCCCGCUGUGGGCCGCGGACGCCGCCGCCGCCGCCGCCGCGUAACCGCCGAGCUGGCCCGCGCGGACGCUGAGGCGAGCCCGGGCCGGGCGUGAGGGAGCAGGGGCUGCUGCCGCCGCGGGCGUUCGCUGCGCUCCGGCGGGGACUAUCUCCGCCUCCUGCUCGGCCGCCUGAGUCCUCACCGUCCUCCCCCCUCCCCGCUCCUCAAAAGCACCCCCGGCCCCCACACCCUCACGCCCCACCCGCGGGGACAAGGCCUCGGGAAUUCAGGGGAGUGGCUGUGGGGGCGCGUCGCGGCUCCCAGCUCGGCCAGCCCCUCUUCCAAGACAUGGUCUGAUCCCCAUUGUAGAAGCUGCGCCCCGAAGAGGAGGAGAGAGUGGUGUGCCCGGCUUGGGGCUGCAGGCAUCUCUUCGUGCUGAAGCUCUUGCAUUAUUUUAGGGUGGGGCGGGGAGGGCCCAGGAUUUUGGGGAGUGGGGGUGGGCGGGGGAAGAGGACCCGAGGAGGGGAAGGACUCUGUGAGGGAGCCGGUCAGAGACUAUGGGGAAGGACCAGGAGCUGCUGGAGGCUGCUCGCACUGGAAAUGUGGCUCUGGUGGAGAAACUCCUGUCUGGCAGGAAAGGAGGGAUCCUGGGCGGUGGAUCCGGACCCCUGCCCCUGUCUAAUCUGCUAAGCAUCUGGCGAGGCCCCAAUGUGAACUGCACAGACAGUUCGGGUUACACUGCUUUACACCAUGCAGCCUUAAAUGGACAUAAGGACAUAGUUCUCAAACUACUACAAUAUGAAGCAUCAGCCAAUGUAGCAGACAACAAAGGUUAUUUUCCUAUUCAUCUGGCCGCCUGGAAAGGAGAUGUGGAAAUUGUGAAGAUUCUUAUCCAUCAUGGACCGUCACAUUCCAGAGUCAAUGAACAGAAUAAUGAAAAUGAAACGGCCCUGCACUGUGCAGCCCAAUAUGGACACUCAGAAGUAGUUGCGGUUCUCCUGGAGGAGCUCACUGACCCUACGAUCAGGAACAGCAAGCUUGAAACCCCUUUGGACCUGGCAGCACUCUAUGGACGGCUCAGAGUGGUCAAAAUGAUCAUCAGCGCACACCCAAACUUAAUGAGCUGCAACACCCGAAAGCAUACGCCGCUUCACCUCGCUGCACGCAAUGGUCACAAAGCAGUGGUACAGGUGCUGUUGGAGGCAGGAAUGGAUGUGAGCUGUCAAACAGAAAAAGGGAGUGCACUCCAUGAAGCAGCAUUGUUUGGAAAAGUGGAUGUUGUACGAGUUUUGUUAGAAACAGGAAUUGAUGCCAACAUAAAGGAUAGCUUAGGUAGAACAGUCUUAGACAUUCUGAAGGAACAUCCAUCUCAGAAGUCUCUUCAGAUUGCAACACUCUUACAAGAAUAUUUAGAAGGCGUUGGAAGAUCACCAAUCCUUGAAGAGCAUGUACAGGAAGAUACAACGCAGGAAACACGCAUUUCACCUCCUGCCGAGUCUCCUUCCCAAAAGAACAAAAGUGAAACAGUGACUGGAGAAUUAUCCAAACUUUUGGAUGAAAUAAAACUCUGUCAAGAAAAGGAUUAUUCUUUUGAAGAUUUGUGCCACACAAUAUCAGACCACUACUUAGAUAAUUUGAGCAAGAUUUCAGAGGAAGAACUUGGGAAAAAUGGAAGCCAGAGUGUAAUGAGAAAAUGGAAGUACAGCGAGCUUUUAUGGCUUUUCCAAGUUCGCACAAGAACUUCAUCUACAAUAAAUUUGUCACCAGGAGAAGUGGAAGAAGAUGAUGAUGAAAACACAUGUGGGCCCUCAGGAAUUUGGGAAGCACUUACUCCUUGUAAUGGGUGCAGGAACCUCGGCUUCCCCAUGCUGGCACAGGAGUCCUAUCCAAAGAAGAGAAAUUAUGCUAUGGAAAUUGUACCAUCUGCCUCUCUGGAUACAUUUCCUUCAGAAAAUGAGAACUUUCUAUGUGAUCUCAUGGACACAGCUGUUACAAAGAAACCAUGUUCCUUAGAAAUUGCAAGGGCACCUUCCCCAAGAACUGAUAAUGCGUCUGAGGUAGCAAUUACUGCUCCAGGAACUAGUAAUCAUAGAAACAGCUCUACAGGCCCAACACCUGACUGCUCACCUCCAUCCCCCGACACUGCCCUCAAAAACAUUGUAAAAGUUAUUCGACCCCAGCCUAAACAACGAACAUCCAUUGUAUCGUCUCUGGAUUUUCAUCGAAUGAAUCACAACCAAGAAUAUUUUGAAAUCAACACAUCUGCAGGGUGUACAAACUUUACUUCCAGCCCUCCUGGCAGUCCACCCACCUCUUCUGUGGAAACCACAGAAGUCAAGAAUGAGGGAACUGACCGUGCAGAUGUCCUCUCUCAGCAGGAGGACAAUGAUCCUCCGAAGGAAUACGAUCCUGGACAAUUUGCAGGCCUUCUUCAUGGAUCCUCCCCAGCCUGUGAGUCUCCUGAAAAUCCAUUCCAUCUCUAUGGGAAAAGAGACCAGUGUGAAGAAGGACAAGAUGAAGCCAGUUUGGCAAACAGUCCUUUGCCUUUCAAACAGACUCCAAUAACAAAUAACCCAGAACCUUCGGUUAAGAAAGUUAAACCCAAAGUGGUCAGUAGAACAAUUUUUCACAAAAGAAGCAACCCAGUUGAAAACCGUACCAUAGUUGGCACAAGAACGACCAGGAGUGGAUCCCGGAAUGGAGACCAGUGGGUUGUGAACACAGGGGGAUUUGUAGAGAGAGCGUGUACUCUGGGGAGAAUACGGUCAUUGCCUAAAGCCCUGAUCGACAUGCAUUUAUCAAAAACUGUUUCCAAAUCUGACUCUGAUCUCAUUGCCUACCCUUCAAAUGAGAAAACCUCAAGAGUUAACUGGAGUGAAUCUUCAACUGUGGAACACAGCUCUAAAGGGAACUCUGAAAGAACACCAUCCUUCACGUCUGAAUGGGAAGAAAUUGACAAAAUAAUGAAUUCCAUAGAUGUUGGAAUCAACAGUGAACUUGAAGAGAUGAAUGGUGAGACCACAAGACCCAGAUGCCCUGUCCAAACAGUGGGACAAUGGUUGGAAAGCAUUGGGCUACCUCAGUACGAGAACCACCUGAUGGCUAAUGGAUUUGACAAUGUGCAGUUUAUGGGAAGCAAUGUUAUGGAAGAUCAGGAUUUGUUGGAAAUUGGAAUCCUUAAUUCUGGGCAUAGACAGAGAAUUCUACAGGCCAUCCAGCUCCUUCCAAAGAUGAGACCCAUUGGUCAUGAUGGCUACCAUCCCACCUCUGUAGCUGAGUGGCUGGAUUCAAUUGAACUGGGUGACUACACCAAAGCCUUCCUAAUUAAUGGCUACACAUCAAUGGACCUGUUGAAAAAAAUCUGGGAGGUUGAACUUAUUAAUGUUUUAAAAAUCAAUUUGAUUGGCCACAGGAAACGCAUUUUGGCCUCUCUGGGAGACAGGCUGCACGAGGAUCCACCGCAGAAGCCCCCUCGGUCCAUCACCCUCAGGGAACCCAGUGGUAAUCACACUCCUCCUCAGUUGUCUCCAUCACUUAGCCAAAGCACUUACACCACUGGUGGCUCCCUAGACGUUCCUCACAUUAUCAUGCAGGGCGAUGCAAGGAGGAGAAGAAAUGAAAACUACUUUGAUGAUAUUCCCCGAUCAAAACUGGAGAGGCAGAUGGCCCAGGUUCAAACUGAUGUGCUAAGAGACUUCUCUCUGCCUCCCACACCUAAGAUGAGAAUCUCGAGGUGAAAAUUUGACUGUAAUUGCUUUGCCUUGGUUGUUAAAUAUUUUUCUCAACUGUUUGGUGAGAUUCUGUUUUCAAAAGCCUUUUGUAAACAUUCUGUGCUACAGCUCAUAAAGGAAAAAUGUGAAGAGAAUGUUCUGGAAACUGUGACUGUUCCGCCUGCAAAUGCCUUGGAUUAAAAGAGCCUGGGAUUUUGGUCUCCUUUGUGCUGUCUUGGUAUAGAAUUGUUCUCAGGGCCCUUUGUGCAGGGAAUUGCAAUGUUGGGAUUACAGAUCAUGUUUUAUUGAAGCAAGAUGGAAAAUGUGAGAGAGACAUGGAAAGAAUAAUUUUCCCUUUCUCUUGUUAGGUGUUGUCUUUUAAUCUUCAUCACUGUUUUCGCUGCUGCUCUUUUAAGACAGUCUGAAAGCUCUUGUCUCCAUCCAGCCCAUUUAUUUCCAGCUGCUUGGUAGUGUUUGUAGAUCACAUAUGUGGUUAAAUUUCCCUAAUGACAGCAUUUCAGAGACAAGAGUUGUUUUCAUCUUAAUCAUGUAGUCUUUAUAUAUUAAUACAAAUGAAAUAGUUUUGAACCCUUAUCUUUCCCGGGUAAGGAAGGGUGGUCCAUUCAUGAGCAUUAGUUGUUAUUGUCUGUGUUGAUCUUACUAACAGAGAUACCUGCUUGUAUGAUUUAUGAAAUUUCUUCUCAUAGGACAGUUUUUUCAAGUAUUAAUUACUCUUAAGUCUAAGUGUGAACACUCAGAGGUAGUCAAGCAAUGUUGCUCACGGACAGGGGCAAUGUUACCUUUGGAAUAGCCCAAAUCUUUUUCCUGUCACUCCAAUCAAAAAUGCAGUCUGCUUUCUUUUACUGGGUGAGAAAGAAAGCCUUUCAGGAGUGUCUUGCCUGGAGAAAAUAGAACAAACGUUUAUCUGGCCAGGUAGGAAAAGCCCACAAGCAGACAGGAGAGUGAGAUAAGCAGGUUGAUGGAAUGCGGUGAUCUACAGGGCAUCAAUGAGAGAGUGCUUAUUUCCCUACUGACGAUCGAAUGUCAGAUAGAGACAUGGCUCCAUCCAAAACCAGCAGCUUAUUAGAGGCUUUCUAAACUCCUGCUGUUUGAUACAGCUUUUUUUUUUUUUCUGCAGAGAAAAUCAGAGAUGGCACUUCAAGAAUCUGAUCAAUAAGAAAAAGGGAUUCUGGGAUUGUAACUGUUUAGGUUAUGUUUUUUUGGAAAUGUCCCCUAGUCUGACAAGACCAAAACUUAGGAAUCAAUGACGAGCAUACCUCUUAAAAAUUGUAUCAUUUCAAAGUGUUAACCUUUCAAAAUAUGAAAUAUUCAGUGAUCUUCUUGUUGAGAAGUUCAAUUUAUGUGACUUUUCCACCAUUCGCUCAGCUGAUUUUUUUGUAUAUCCCCGCCCUGCUUUUUUGCUCAUUUGCAGUAAUACUGUAUGAAAUUCAUUUGCUUUUAUAACAACCUGUCACUCAUUCUGGACUGUAUUCUUCUCUGAAAUUAUGUGUUUAGACAAUAAAGCUGGGUCUUCCUAAAGGCUUGAAUUAGCAAUUGAAAUCCCUGUAAGGAACAGUUAUACCUCCUUGCAACCCAGAGCUCAGUUCCUGUGGUACUUCCUCAAGGGAGUUCUCCCAGGAGGUUGACGGUGGCUUGCUUAGCGCUGUCUCCACUCUGUCUCCCACUGAAAUGCACAAGUUCACCUUGAGGCUUUCCUUCUUUCCCAGGAAAAGAAAGCAGAAUGCAGUUGAGGGAAAAAAAAUCACUAAGACCGUUUCAUGUUCUUAGAAACCCCUCUUUCUCUCUACAUUUAGCUGAGCACACCACUAGACUGAUUUGGAAUUCUAGCCUGAGGCCAGAAACCUGAACUUCUUGGUGGCUGUAAUAAUUCAUAGGUGCUUUUGCCUUCUUAAAGUCUACUCAACAAAUGUUUGGGGGAGCUUUGCUUAACUUAGAAAAACACUGCCUAAAGUUAAAUUGAGAUAAAUUUAAUGUUCUUUCCAUCUCUUAAAUUAGUGUGUUAGCAAACAUUGAGAAUGUACUUCUGGAGGGACAUUCAAUUGCCUGUUUUCAAUUUGAAACAUUAUUAAAAGAUACCUGUGUUGGAAUACAGGGGAAUUGCAAAUAUUGUGGCCAUUGUUUGCUUUUAUUCUGAUAUAAGCAAUAUUCUGGCCUUUAAUUGUCUUAAGUGAAUAUGUGAGGAAAAAAAUUGAUAUCAGCGCUAAUAGCAUCUUUCAAACCACUGAAUUGUAAUGAUGUAAACAUUGCUAAACAAGGGACAUCCUAUCAUGCUGAACACUUAGCUUCUCUAGCCUAUAAUCCUCAAUUGGACUCAUUAGGCUGAAGGUUCUUUUUUCUUUAUGGACAGGCAGAGUUAGACAGUAAGAGAGAGACAGAGAGAAAGGUCUUCCUUCCAUUGGUUCACACCCCAAAUGGCCGCUAUGACCGGCGCACUGCGCCGAUCCAAAGCCAGGAGCCAGGUGCCUCCACCUGGUCUCCCAUGUGGGUGCAGGGUCCAAGGACUUGGACCAUCCUCCACUGCACUCCCGGGCCACAGCAGAGAGCUGGACUGGAAGAGGAGCAACCGGGACAGAACCAGCGCCCCAACCGGGACUAGAACCAGGAGUGCCAGCGCUGCAGGUGGAGGAUUAGCCUAGUGAGCCGCGGCGCCAGCCGGCAGAAGAUUCUAAAGUGCUCCCCCAUUUCCAUUCCCUAGUAGAUAAAUGCUACACUCACGUUUGAAUGAUGAUACCUUAAUGUACAUAGAGCGUUUAAGUAGUCAGAGCACUUUGAUAUGUUAUCGCAUUCUACACAGUGUGUCCUAGCAUUAUUAAUAUGUGUAUACACAUUAUUUCUGAGUUCUAUGGAGACGACAUAGAAGGAGGUAAAAGUUUCCAAUAUUGAGGGUCAAAUUGGAAUCCUUGGAAGUUUCCUUGAAUGAAACUUAAAAGUCAUUGUAGCCUUAAAAUGAAUAACAACAGAUACAAAAGUUACACUUUGUAAAUUCACAUUUAUUAAAUAAAAAAAUAAAUAAUAAAAACAGAAUGAGUGAUGCAGAAGAGAGAAUAUCGAACUUAGAAGACAGAGAACAGGAAAGUAUACAGUCAAACCAAAGAAAAGAAGAGGAAAUUAGAAAUCUACAGCUCAAUAGGCUAAUCAUCCGCCUAGUGGCACUGGCACACCGGGUUCUGGUCCUGGUCGGGGCACCUGAUUCUGUCCCUGUUGCCCCUCUUCCAGGCCAGCUCUCUGCUGUGGCCCAGGAGUGCAGUGGAGGAUGGCCCAGGUACUUGGGCCCUGCACCCCAUGGGAGACCAGGAGAAGCACCUGGCUCCUGGCUUUGGAUCAGUGCAGCGCGCUGCCCACGGUGGCCAUUGGAAGGUGAACCAAUGGCAAAAAGGAAGACCUUUCUCUCUGUCUCUCUCUCUCACUGUCCACUCUGCCUGUAAUAAAAAAAAAAAAAGAAAAAAUCUAAAAAAUAUUGUCGGUAAUCUACAGGAUACUAUUAAAAAAACCAACAUUUGGGUUCUAGGAGUUCCUCAAGGCAUGGAGAGGGAGAAAGGAUUAGAAUGCCUUUUUAGUGAGAUACUAGCAGAAAAUUUCCCAGGUUUGGAGAAGGACAGAGACAUCCUAGUACAGGAAGCUCAUAGAACCCCUAAUAAAUAUGACAAAAAAAUGAAUAACAACAGAGAAUAAUGGAAUUCAUAAGGCUUGGGGACCCCAUUCUCCAAACUU
This is a messenger RNA of Oryctolagus cuniculus (rabbit), 7452 nucleotides long. NCBI's taxonomy places the organism in Eukaryota, Metazoa, Chordata, Mammalia, Lagomorpha, Leporidae. The record is from RefSeq and is a predicted model, not a curated record.